Suillus fuscotomentosus is the source of this 2087-nucleotide messenger RNA. Its product is annotated as WD40 repeat-like protein. The record is from RefSeq and is a predicted model, not a curated record. Gene Ontology annotation, biological process: negative regulation of fatty acid biosynthetic process. The transcript is spliced from 14 exons. Gene Ontology annotation, molecular function: protein binding. NCBI's taxonomy places the organism in Eukaryota, Fungi, Basidiomycota, Agaricomycetes, Boletales, Suillaceae. Gene Ontology annotation, cellular component: Cul4-RING E3 ubiquitin ligase complex; cytoplasm. Bases 367 to 1989 code for a protein of 540 amino acids.
AAUCCUCUCCCCCCCCCCCACUCUCGGUGCCGUUGCUAUCUAUCUCUCUAUCUAUCUAUCGAGUACGCACGUGCGUAAUGCACUGUUAUAUAGUAGUUGUAUCAUCCCCUCGUCGAUAUCGUCUGUUCAGCCUGGGCUAAGCGCUUAUAAGCAUAUUUAAUAGUACUGUGUUUAGUAAGCUGCUUAUCGCAUCCACGGAACCAGUGCCACCACAUCAUCGACAUCACGCUGACCUCCAACGCCCCGUCCGCCCCGCAACACCCGAGAUCUCAUAAUUUUAAUAUUGAUGGUUCUUCGAUUCUCGACGCGCCUGAAUUUGAUGAAACGACGAGACCACGCACAGGAACAGGAACAACCACACGCAUCAUGCACAUGCGUCGUACCUUGAACAAGUUUUGUCCGACGGAAUCGUUAACUUCACGAUCUAUCCAUCUUGCAAGGAAGGAUGCGUUGAGGAAGUUUUAUGAGUGUGGGUUUUCGUAUUCCAGGAAACUAACAGCCCACAAAUCAUGCGUCAACUACCUCGCCUUCUCGAGGCACGAUGGCAGAUGGCUCGCAAGCGCUGGAGACGAUUGCCGUGUGUUGCUUUGGGAUUUCAGUCAGGAGGACGUGUUUUGUCCAGGGCAUGCUUUUGCUGGGCCUAUGGGAAAUGUACUGGCGCUUGAUUUCUCAGCUACGAAUCAGUAUUUGUAUAGUGGAGGAGCGGACGAUGUUAUUUUGAAGUACGAUGUUUCGACGUUGCGGGAGGUUGGUAGUACUAGUAUUGGUGAGAGGGGUUGGUUGUCUUCCGUUGAACGGUACGGAGAUCACGAUGAUAGCGUCCGAGCGCUUACAUGCCAUCCAUACGAAGACGAGAUAUUUCUCAGCGCUAGCGAAGACGGAAAACUCAUACUGCACGACAGCCGUGCUGGAGGCAGAAUGAGCGCGGCGCAGGGGACGCUUCAACAUACGGCUGCAUUCACAGGCGUGCAACAUCACCCUGUUAUGGAGCAUGUUUUUGCGACUUGCGACGUGCAUGGGCAUGUUUGUCUCCGGGAUACGAGGAUGACGUUUGGGCCGUUGUCGAGACGGUCGAAUGGUGGGAUCGUGAGAGUGUAUAACACUGCGAAGUUGUCGAGAAAGUCGGCGGGUUAUCUUAGUAAUCCGGAGAGCAGCAGUUUGACUUUUGAUCGCGAUGGAGGCAAAUUAGCCGUGACGUUCCUUCACUAUUUCCCAACGAUAUACGCCACGUCAGAUCCACAUCCCCUGGCUAUAUGCACAGGUCGCAACACUCCCGAUGGAACCUCUAUCUCUCCGCCCCAACGAUCAUACACCAAUUCAUGUACGAUGAAAUCAGGCGCUUUCGGUGGUCCUGGCAUGGAUGAAGAUGAUAUGUACGGUGCUGGGUCUGAUGAUUUCAGGGCUUAUGUAUGGAGGAUUCCUCCUUUGAUGACUUUGCAAGGGCUUAGACAGGAGAUCACCCCUCAUGACUGGUAUGCCCGCGAAUGGCCGGAUACUGUAGCAUUUGCGGAAGGCAAGUGGGAGAGCAGAUACGUGCCUUAUGAAAUAUCGAUGCCAUUAGCGAGACUGAAUGGGCACAAAUCAAUCGUGAAUUCUGUUGCGAUUCAUCCGUCCUUGCUACAUAUCGCGACUUCGGGCGUCGAACGACAAAUCAUACUUCAUAGCCCUACGCCUUCGUCGCCUGCUGUUCAAAAUCUCCUUUUUACUUCACCGACUGUGAGGACGCUUCAACCACAAGAUCUAGCGGCGCAAAGAACGUUUCUACGAGCACUUUUUGGGCCACAUCCGACACUGCAUGAAGAUGAUGUUGAGGAUGAUGAAGGGGAGGAUGAGACGAUCUCACUUUUUGAUCAUAUUUUGAGAGCAGAGGGUGAAGCAGAUGUGUUUACAAUAAGACGUUGGGGAGAAGAUUCAGCAGAAGAUUCAGAAGAUGAAGAUGAGACGAUAAUCGAUGUCUUUGAUACCUCUCUUUCUGAUAGCUCCCUAUAAUUCGGUUCAAGCGAUGAUGGCAGUGCACUAUGGAUAAGCGCCUUAUUCUACCACAGCUUAUUUCCAUUCCGCGAUGAAGAGUCUGAUAAAGCUUUUCC